CAAGCACACAUUCUCUCACAUAUCAUGGCCAUUAGAGCUCCAAGAUCAUUCCAGGCAGCUCUAUGGCUUCCAUGCUUGCUUAUUCUCUUGCUCUUUGUUACGUUCACUUCUGCUUCUCCACCAAGGAGUUCGAAGCUCGGUGUGCUACGAGGAUACAAUAAGGAAAGUAAAAGUGUAUACGACUCAUCUCUAAUUGAAUCUGAAUCAAACAAAGAUUACCAAACAUUCUAUUAUGACCAAACACUCGAUCACUUCAACUAUCAACCCGUCAGCUACACCACUUUCCGACAUAAAUAUGUCGUGAAUUUUAAGCAUUGGCGUGGCGCCAAGGCGGCUGCUCCCAUAUUUGCAUAUAUGGGAGAGGAGUCUUCCCUAGACGACGAUAUUGGUUCUAUAGGAUUCAUGAUGGAGGGUGCUCGCAGGUUUGGUGCUUUGGAGCUGUACAUAGAGCAUCGCUUCUAUGGAGAAUCAGUCCCGUAUGGAUUUACAGGAGAAGAAGCAUUGAAAAAUGCUACCGUUCGUGGCUACUUUAGCUCAGCUCAAGCUAUAGCAGAUUAUGCAGAAGUAAUUAUAAACUUGAAGAAAAACUUAUCAGCCGAGUCUUCUCCAGUUAUAGUAGCUGGAGGAUCUUAUGGUGGAAUGCUUGCAGCGUGGUUCCGCCUAAAGUAUCCUCAUGUUGCAAUCGGCGCAUUAGCCUCUUCAGCACCCAUUCUUUACUUCGAUGACAUUGUGCCAUCAAAUUCAUAUUAUGCCACUGUUACCAAGGAUUUUCAGGAGGUUAGUUUGAGCUGCUAUAAUACCAUAAAGAGCUCAUGGUCAGAGAUUGAUAGAGUUGCUGCUAAACCCAAUGGUCUUUCUGAACUCAGCAAGAAAUUCAAUACUUGCAUGCCGUUGAAGACUGCAUCCGGAUUAAAGGAUUACUUGCACACUCUGUUUGCAACUGCGGCUCAAUAUGAUAGACCUCCAAGCUAUCCAGUGACUGUUGUCUGCAAAGGUAUUGACGGAGGAGCUAAUGGAACCGACAUUCUUGGCCGAAUUUUCUCUGGAAUGGUUGCUUAUUACAAGGAAGAUAAAAAGUGCUUUGAUUUAGAUGCUUUCUUUUCAGCAGAUACACUGAGUGGUUGGGAUUGGCAGACAUGUAGUGAAAUGGUUAUGCCAAUUGGGAUUGGCCCGAAUGACACCAUGUUUCCUGCAUCACCAUUUGUUUACAAAAAAUUUAAGGACUCCUGCAUGAAUACAUUUGGAGUCGAACCUAGGCCCCAUUGGGUCACAACUUAUUAUGGUGGUCAACAUAUAAAGACGAUUCUCAAGAGAUUUGGUAGCAACAUCAUCUUCUCCAAUGGCCUCCGUGACCCUUAUAGUAGUGCAGGGGUGUUGGAAAACAUAUCAGACACCAUACUUGCCCUGUCUACAAAAAAUGGGUCUCAUUGCCUUGACAUAUUGCCUGCAAGGGCAGAUGACCCAGAGUGGUUGACCGCACAGCGAAAUGAAGAAUUCAAGAUAAUCAAAAUUUGGCUUGGCAAGUACUACAGAGAUUUGCAUAUGUUUGCAUAGAAGUUCACUCAUAAUGUUUUUCAUGGAUUAUGAAGUUGACACAAAAAAUCAGAUUCAGCUUUUAGUGUGGACCAAAAAUCAUGUGAGACCUUAUUAGCAAGCAUGCAUGAUAUUGAAAAGGCUUAAAAAAACUAUGUCAAAUGGGAAACCUUAGUUUAUUUAUUUAGGGAAAUGGGAUUUCGGGAUGGAUGGAGUUAAUGAAUUUACUCUUGUACUUCUACGAUUAUUCAUUUCCCAUGUUUGGUGAAUGUUACAUCAACUUGAUUUUUAAAGAGGUAGAGGAUAUUCAAAUAGGCAAUCCUUAUUUACCAUUGCUUUUCAUUCUGAUUAUAGAGAUAGGGAGAAGAAUGUU
Messenger RNA from Quercus lobata, 1906 nucleotides. RefSeq names its product lysosomal Pro-X carboxypeptidase-like. Gene Ontology annotation, molecular function: serine-type exopeptidase activity; dipeptidyl-peptidase activity. Lineage: Eukaryota; Viridiplantae; Streptophyta; Magnoliopsida; Fagales; Fagaceae. The transcript is spliced from 9 exons. The coding region runs from base 25 to 1554 and encodes 509 amino acids. The record is from RefSeq and is a predicted model, not a curated record. Gene Ontology annotation, biological process: proteolysis.